AUCAAGUACGUAUUUAAUUUUAGAAAUACCACAUGAUCCAGCCGCUCCCAAGGCCUAUGUCUACAUGUUUGAAAUUCAGUGGCCAAUGAAACAAUGACAAACUUUCGAAAGCAUCAACUUUUUAUGGCUUGAAACACCUCCUUAACACCUAAAAAAAGAAUGGAAGGAGAUGAGGACUCUGGUGAAGAUCUCACUGAAUAUGCUGUUCAGUUUAGUAUCCAGGAGUCCCUCAAUCCACCAAGGGCUUCUCCCAGUCAUGAGACAAGGUUUGUACCUGUCAGUGAUCAGAACAAGAAACUUGUAACUGCCAUAAGAGAAGGACUAGUCUUUGAUCUUCAAAACUAUGUCAAGUGCAAAUACGCUCUGGAUGAGGCUGAUGAGAGAGGUUGGUUUCCUUUACAUGAAGCUGCUGUUCAGCCAAUUCAGCAAAUACUUGAAGUAAUCUUGGAUGCAUCUUAUAAAAGUAUGUGGGAAUAUAAGACAUGUGAUGGAGAGACACCAUUAACUUUGGCAGCCAAAUCUGGGCACCUGGAACAUGUCAGGACCUUGCUGGCAAAGGGAGUUUGGCCAAAUACCAUGAACAGAAAAGGAGAAACACCUCUUCUGAUUGCUGUAAGACAGAAAUCACAUGAAAUGGUUUCCAUUCUGAUUGAAUACAACUGUGUCAUCAACCAACCAUGCGUUAAACGAUGGUCAGCAAUGCAUGAAGCUGCAAAAUGGGGCUGCAGUGAUAUUGUUGCCCUUCUUGUGAAGAAUGGUGGAAAUAUACAACAGAAAGAUGGAUACGGAGUAACACCUUUAGGUGUGGCUGCUGAAUAUGGACACUGUGAUGUAUUGGAGUAUUUAAUUCAUAAAGGUGGUGAUAUUAACAUAACAGCUGAUGAUGGAUCAUCAAUACUCUUUGAAGCAGCUGGUGGUGGCAAUCCUGAUUGCAUAGCUUUGCUGUUGGAAUAUGGGGGAAGUGGCAAUUUGCCUAAUAAGGCAGGGCAUCUUCCAAUACACAGAGCAGCAUAUGAAGGACACUAUCUGGCCUUGAAAUUCCUGAUUCCAGUGACAUCCAAAAGUGCAAUCUGGAAAAGUGGGCAGAGUCCCAUCCAUUCAGCAGCAGAUGGCCAAAAUCCACAGUGCCUGGAACUCCUAAUUGAAAAUGGGUUUGAUGUCAAUGUUCUUUUGGCAGAACACAUUUCCCAAAGUUAUGACGAUGUAAGGAAAACAGCCCUUUAUUUUGCAGUUUCCAACAAUGACAUUCUCUCCACCGAAAUAUUAUUGCAAGCUGGUGCAGACCCCAAUAAAGAUCCUCUCAAUUGCCUUCUUGUGGCUGUGAGAGCAAACAACCAUGAAAUUGUACGGUUGCUUCUUUCUUAUGGAGCAAAUGUCAACUGUUAUUUUAACCUUGUGAAUGACACUCAUUUUCCCAGUGCCAUUCAAUAUACCUUGAAUGAUGAAGUAAUGCUAAGGUUGCUGCUUAAUCAUGGGUACAACGUGGACCUCUGUUUUGAUUGCAUGCAUGGCGAUAUCUUUGGAAAUUCUUUUUUGUGGCCAACAACAGAGGAAGAGAUAUUACCAGGCUGGACAUCUUGUGUAAUUGAAGAUAACCCUUUCUGUGAUUUUAUUACGCUUCCUUGGACGAAACAUUUAGUUGGACCCAUUGUCCGUAUUUUGAUAGAUUAUAUGGAUCAUGUUCCUCUCUGCACUAAACUUAAAUUUGUCUUGGAGACUCAGAAAGAAUGGCCAGAAAUCCAGCAAAUAUUAGAGAAUCCUCGUCCACUAAAACAUUUGUGCCGCCUGAAAAUACGUAAAUAUAUAGGAUUAGCGAGAAGAGAGAAGACUCUAUCCAUGAAGAAUCUUCCUCUCCCCCCGAUUUUAACAGAAUUUAUCCUCUUCAAAGAAUAUGAUCUUUAUGGAAGAGAACUACAUUUGGAAUGAUCAGAAUCCCAGACACAUUCCCUUGCUUAUUAAACUUCACAAAGCUUUGGAUCAGAAUAUCUAAAUUGCCAAAUAUAAGAUGGCUUCUAAAGAUUUCCUUAGGCCCAUGGAAGAGAUUUUUUUUUUUAUACCUUACACUUGAAUGUUUUGGAGGGGAAAUGACACCAGCUCCAUUGCUUCAUUUCCACUUUUGUCAUAGAAGUAGAAGAC
Messenger RNA from Notechis scutatus (mainland tiger snake), 2136 nucleotides. RefSeq names its product ankyrin repeat and SOCS box containing 15 (gene ASB15). The record is from RefSeq and is a predicted model, not a curated record. Gene Ontology annotation, cellular component: cytoplasm. Gene Ontology annotation, molecular function: protein binding. Gene Ontology annotation, biological process: intracellular signal transduction. Lineage: Eukaryota; Metazoa; Chordata; Lepidosauria; Squamata; Elapidae.